AUGCUACGAUAUCUUUCCAUUGUUGCCGCUACGGCGGUCCUGACUGGAGUGGAAGCUCAACAAUCAGUCUGGGGACAAUGUGGUGGCCAAGGCUAUACCGGUGCGACGUCCUGUGCUGCCGGUUCUACAUGCAGCACUCAAAAUCCUUACUACGCACAAUGCAUUCCUGCUACAGCUACUUCAACCACAUUGGUGAAAACCACUUCUUCUACGAGUGUUGGGACGACAUCGGCGCCGACAACAACCACCACGAAAGCUACCACCACGAAGGCUAGCACCACAGCUACUACAGCUGCUGCGUCCGGAAACCCCUUUUCUGGGUAUCAGCUUUAUGCAAAUCCGUACUACUCAUCAGAAGUACACACUCUUGCUAUCCCAUCUUUGACUGGCACACUUGCUGCUGCUGCCACAAAGGCUGCAGAGAUUCCCUCGUUUGUCUGGCUUGACACAGCAGCGAAAGUGCCUACAAUGGGCACCUACUUGGCCAACAUUGAAGCUGCAAACAAGGCUGGCGCCAGCCCUCCUAUUGCCGGUAUCUUCGUUGUCUAUGAUUUGCCUGACCGUGACUGUGCAGCUGCUGCAAGUAAUGGCGAAUAUACUGUUGCGAACAAUGGUGUUGCAAACUACAAGGCUUACAUCGAUAGCAUUGUGGCACAGUUGAAAGCCCAUCCUGAUGUGCACACAAUCCUUAUCAUCGAGCCCGACAGUCUAGCCAAUAUGGUCACCAACCUAUCCACAGCCAAAUGUACCGAAGCUCAACCAGCAUACUAUGAGUGUGUCAACUACGCAUUGAUUAACCUCAACCUGCCAAAUGUGGCCAUGUACAUUGAUGCUGGUCAUGCCGGUUGGCUUGGGUGGUCUGCCAAUCUUUCGCCAGCGGCUCAACUCUUCGCUACAGUCUACAAGAAUGCAAGUUCCCCUGCAGCUCUUCGUGGACUGGUCACCAACGUCGCCAAUUACAAUGCUUGGUCGAUCAGCAGCGCACCAUCAUACACGUCAGGCGAUUCCAACUAUGAUGAACAGCUUUACGUCAAUGCCCUUUCUCCUCUCCUAACAUCAAACGGUUGGCCGAAUGCCCACUUUAUCAUGGAUACUUCCCGAAACGGUGUUCAGCCUACCCAGCAGAAGGCAUGGGGAGACUGGUGCAAUUUGAUCGGAACUGGCUUUGGUGUGGCUCCUACCACCAAUACCGGUGACCCACUAGAGGAUGCCUUCGUCUGGGUCAAACCAGGUGGUGAGAGUGAUGGUACUUCAAACAGUUCCGCUACUCGUUACGAUUAUCAUUGUGGCAACAGCGAUUCACUUCAACCAGCCCCCGAGGCUGGCUCCUGGUUCCAAGCAUACUUUGUCCAGCUUUUGACCAAUGCCAAUCCACCUUUGGUCUAG
Molecule: messenger RNA, 1386 nt
Organism: Talaromyces marneffei
Lineage: Eukaryota; Fungi; Ascomycota; Eurotiomycetes; Eurotiales; Trichocomaceae
Exons: 6
Coding region: 1-1386 (461 amino acids)
Biological process (GO): cellulose catabolic process
Cellular component (GO): extracellular region
Molecular function (GO): cellulose binding; hydrolase activity, hydrolyzing O-glycosyl compounds
Source: RefSeq, a predicted model, not a curated record